AUGCUCGGUGAUUCUUACGGUCGUGCCUUACGUCGAUUUAAGACGCUAGAGGGCAAAUUGCUCAAGGAUGUGGAAUUGAAGUCGCAAUACGCUGCAUUCAUCAAGGAAUACAUCGAUCUACAGCAUAUGUCGCUUGCUUAUGAGCAAUCAGUAGCCUCGCAAUAUUACUUGCCUCAUCAUUGCGUGCAGAAGCCAGAUAGUCCCUCAAUACAGCCUAAAAUCUUCAGCACACUGCUUCGUUUUCGAUUUUUCAAAGUUGCAUUAUGCGGGGACAUCUGCAAAAUGUAUCGAUGUGUCCGUGUCACUAGCCCCGAUAACUAUUUGCAGUCUAUCUUAUGGCGUGACGACCCAAAGCAACAAGUUAAGGCUUAUACGCUCGAUACGGUUACCUACGGCACUAAGCCGGCUGCAUUUCUGGCAAUUCGUGCUAUGCAGCAGCUAUCAUAUGAUGAGGAAGCUGAGUUCCCAUUGGCAGCCAAAAUAGUUCGCCGAGACUUUUAUGUGGACGAUCUUAUUUCUGGAGGUGACUCGAUCGAGGAGGCAGCUCAAAUUCGUGAGCAGGUGAAGGAAUUGCUAUCCAUGGGUCAUUUUCCACUUCGAAAAUGGUGUUCAAAUGAGGCAGCAGCUUUAGAAGGCGAGUUAGAAAUUGAUCGCGAGAAAACGCUCAGAAUUGCGCAGAUUCAGGAUCGCACCAAGAGCAUGACAUGGCGUCAUGUACCCACACGCUGGAACCCUGCCGAUAUAUUAUCGCGUGGAUGCUCACCUCUCGAGCUCUUGGAGUCGAACCUGUGGCGAGAGGGACCUCCAUUUUUACGUUCGGAUUCAUCGUGCUGGCCAAACAUAGCGCCUAUUGUGGACGACUUGCCUGAACGUCGUCGCAUGGUUUUAGUUGUAACCGAGAAGCAGGAUAUCUCGUACGAUUGCAAAUUUCAAAACUCAUUUGGAAAGCUGCAGCGAGUUUUUGGAUAUAUAUACCGGUUCUGGCUUCUCAAAUUCCAAAAUCAAACGCGUCGCAAAGGACCACUCACAGUCGAUGACGUCAAAGGUGGCACACAUCUACUCAUCAAAGGGAUCCAGCGUGUUUUCUUCGCAGAGGACUACAAAGCAUUGCGAAAGAACAAGCAGGUUGCAUCAAAUAGCAAGCUCUCGUCGUUGCAUCCUAUUCUAGAUGACUCAGGAUUAAUUCGUGUUGGUGGUCGCUUGCAAAACUCGCUUCUGGACUACGAUGCGAGACAUCCCAUUUUGCUGCCAAAGGAUUAUCCUGUCACUCAAGCAAUCGUCGCUCACUUUCAUCACAAGUUUUUGCACGCAGGACCGCAAAGUCUACUAGCUGCCUUGCGCCAGAGGUUUUGGCCAAUUGGAGGCAGAAAAACAGUCGCAGCUAUUGUUAACAAAUGCAUCAGGUGUUUCAGACUGAAGCCGAGAAUGAUGGAGCACAUCAUGGCCCCCUUGCCGGCCAGCCGAGUGCAACCAAGUCGUCCCUUUACAACGACUGGAAUCGACUUUUGUGGCCCAUUCUUCUCGAAAUCGGAAGUCAGGAAUCGACCGCCUGCGAAGUGCUACGUGGCAGUUUUUAUUUGCUUCGCAACUAAGGCCUCUCACUUGGAGUUAGAAGAGGAUUUGUCAACCGCAUCGUUCCUCGCCGCUCUCAAGCGUUUCACCAGCAUCAGGGGCAAGCCCAACACGAUCUGGUCGGACAACGCAACAAACUUUGUUGAAAAUCGUAGCGACUUGGAGGUUCUCACGCCUGGACAUUUUCUUAUUGGCACCGCUUUCAACGCCAUAGACGAACCCGACAUCACCCACCUCAACAUCAACCGGCUAAGUCGCUGGCAGCGAGUUUGCCAGAUGCAGCAGGCGAUUUGGCACAAGUGGAGCACUGCCUACCUAUCGCUACUCCAGGAACGUGGGAAAUGGCGAUCAGAAAAGGCAAACUUGUCGCCCGGCAAUAUAGUCAUCAUUAAGGACGACAAUCUUCCUUCACUCCAAUGGCGGAUGGGCAGAGUCGAGAGCAUCGUUCUUGGACCAGAUGGCGUGGCCCGUGUUGCAGUUAUUCGAACAGCUGCAGGCAUCAUCCGAAGAGCUGUUGGCAAGUUGGCCGUUCUGCCCUUUGAGACCACCUCGUCUGUCAGCGUGACUCUUCCAGCGGGGGGAGCAUGUUCGGAGCAGAACCCCUAA
Messenger RNA from Drosophila ficusphila, 2178 nucleotides. RefSeq lists its product as uncharacterized. Lineage: Eukaryota; Metazoa; Arthropoda; Insecta; Diptera; Drosophilidae. The transcript has 4 exons. Gene Ontology annotation, molecular function: nucleic acid binding. The record is from RefSeq and is a predicted model, not a curated record. The coding region runs from base 1 to 2178 and encodes 725 amino acids.